AUGGACGACAACUCACCACCCGCCCGCCACGCACCACCGCACAUCCGACUCAACUCCCAACAGGACGACCUACUCGGGAUGUCCGAAGCGGGCCAACAACAGCCGGCCUCCUCCCGGCCACAAACAGCACGGCAACCGUCGUCACGAUCACUAACCGCCUCGUCACGGCCCGGCACCGCGCCAGCCAUACGAAAUGCACAGAGUAAUCCCGGCCCCUUGUACCAGAAUCAGACACCGGCGGAGAGCGCAGAACUCCUUCUACCGCCGCGAAGAAGUCGCACGCGGAGAUUUCGAGACGACCCCGACUCACCCAGCGUCCCGCACUCCCCCUCCGCCAGCGGCUUCAACUCCCGGCGCACGUCGUGGUCGAGCGAAAGCGCGGGAAGCAGAGACAGCAGAUACGGUGCCAACCCGUUCGAUGACUCGCGGGCGCCUUCACGGGCGGGCAGCGAUGAAGAGGGUGUCAAUACGCAGACGGUGAGCGAGAAGUACAACAUCCUGCCCUCUGCAGGACUACUCCUGUUCCCCGAAGAUGUGGAGAAGGAUGAUUACCUGCACAAUCCCGACCCGAAUGAGAGGGACAAGAUGAACUGCGCGGAUCUGUUCAGCAAACGAGGAUUGAUUAACGUGGGCGGGCUGGCGCUGAUAACAUUGGGCAUCCUCGUCUUGUUCAUUGGGUAUCCGAUAUUAACAUUCGUCCAACGAGCCGUAGCACCCUCCGGCUCCAACGAGUGCUCCAAAGACCCCAACUGCCUCAGCGACAGCAUGCCGCUCCUCAAGAACAUCCGCACCAGCCUCGUCGACCCGGAUACGCCUCACAAUGUCCUAUCUCGGACAGGCUUCAACGGCAAAUCCCAAAAGCUCGUCUUCAGCGACGAAUUCAACGACGACGGCCGCACCUUCUACAAUGGCGACGACGCCUACUUCCAAGCCGUCGACCUCUGGUACGGCGUGACCGCCGACCUCGAAUGGUACGACCCGGACGCCGUCACCACCGGCGACGGCACCCUCCAAAUCCGCUUCGACGCUUUCCGCAACCACAAUCUCAACUACCGCAGCGGCAUGCUGCAAAGCUGGAACAUGCUCUGCUUCAAGGGCGGAUACAUGGAAGCCUCCAUCUCCCUCCCCGGCCGCGGCGACACCAUCGGCUUCUGGCCCGGCUUCUGGGCCAUGGGCAACCUCGGCCGCCCGGGCUACGCCGCCACCACCGACGGCAUGUGGCCCUACUCCUACCACGACGCCUGCGACGUCGGCAUCACCCCGAACCAAUCCGACCCGGACGGCCACUCCUUCCUCCCCGGCAUGCGCCUCCCCGCCUGCACCUGCACGGGCGAAGACCAUCCCACCCCGGGCACCUCUCGCUCCGCCCCCGAAAUCGACGCCCUCGAAGCCUCGGUCCGCUACCUCGACCCCCCAAUCGGCGCCGCCGUAGGCACCGCCUCGCAAUCCUUCCAAGUCGCCCCCUUCGACAUCCUCUGGCGGCCCAACACCCAGUGGAUUGAACUCUACGACCCCACCGUGUCGGAAAUGAACGCCUACCAGGGAGGCCAAUACCAACAAGCCCUCUCCACCGUCACGAACCUCAACAACGGCUGGUACGACAACAACGCCUACCAAUCCUACGGCUUCGAGUACGAACCGGGAGACAGCGGGUACGUGGAGUGGAACGUCGGCGCCGUACGGACGUGGAAAGUUGAGGCCAACGCCGUCGGUCCCAAUGGGAAUAUCGGUCAACGAGUUAUUCCUGAGGAGCCGUUGGCGUUGAUCGUGAAUUUCGGCAUGUCCAACGGUUUCGCGGCGCUGAAUAUGUCCGGCUUGGGACCGCUUAUGCCGGCGACGAUGAGACUGGAUUAUAUCCGCAUUUAUCAGGAUGAGGAUGGCGAGAUGACUUGUGAUCCUGUUGGUUAUCCGACGACGGAUUAUAUUGCCAAACAUCCGGCGCCUUACAAUAAUGCUAAUUUGACGCUUUGGUGA
This is a messenger RNA of Baudoinia panamericana UAMH 10762, 1974 nucleotides long. RefSeq names its product glycoside hydrolase family 16 protein. Lineage: Eukaryota; Fungi; Ascomycota; Dothideomycetes; Mycosphaerellales; Teratosphaeriaceae. Gene Ontology annotation, biological process: (1->6)-beta-D-glucan biosynthetic process; fungal-type cell wall organization. The record is from RefSeq and is a predicted model, not a curated record. Gene Ontology annotation, cellular component: endoplasmic reticulum membrane; plasma membrane. The transcript has 2 exons. The coding region runs from base 1 to 1974 and encodes 657 amino acids. Gene Ontology annotation, molecular function: glucosidase activity.